Molecule: messenger RNA, 5963 nt
Organism: Columba livia (rock pigeon)
Lineage: Eukaryota; Metazoa; Chordata; Aves; Columbiformes; Columbidae
Gene: MAP3K14
Product: mitogen-activated protein kinase kinase kinase 14
Exons: 17
Coding region: 261-3086 (941 amino acids)
Biological process (GO): protein phosphorylation; canonical NF-kappaB signal transduction
Molecular function (GO): ATP binding; protein serine/threonine kinase activity
Source: RefSeq, a predicted model, not a curated record
CGGGGCGCCGUCACGCGGCGCAACGGGGCGGUGAUUGGCUGCGCGGCGGCGGGAGGGCGGGGCCGGGCUGGCCGCCGCCUGUCAGUGAGCGGGCGCCGCUGAAGAGCCGCGUCGUGCGGGGCCGUGCGGGGCCGCCGGGACACCCAGCCCAUCUCCGCGGUUCUGUUCCGGAGCCCAGGUGCCCGUUGGCCGCUCGGAAGCUCCGCUCCCCGGUUCCCGGAGCAGCGGCCGCACGCUGAGUGACUCUCUGAACCUGUGAAAUGGCAGUGAUGGGAAUUACAUGCCAAGGAGCUCCCGAUGCAGCCGUCAAGCACAAGAAGGAGCUCACAGCUACGAAGGGGCUGAAUGAGACAGUGAGUGAGAAGCAGAGCAGCGUUUGCAAAGUAGAAGAUUCAAAGAAGGUCAUCUUUCACAGUCAGUGGAAAAUCCUGAAUGAUGUCAUCACCAAAGGAACAGCAAAAGAAGAAACAGAAGGAGGCUGUGCAUCCAUUUCUAUUAUUGCCCAAGCAGAAUGUGAAAACAGUCAGGAGUUCAGCCCCACGUUGUCAGAGAGAUCCUUUAUUGCUCACAGUAAGCGUUACAGCCGAUCGGACAGUCUCGAUCAAAUCCCCAACAAUGUGGCCCACGCGACGGAGGGGAAGAUGGCACCUACCUGCUGGCGAGGGCGGCACCGCGGCAAGGCCAGGAAGAAACGGCACAAGAAAAGGUCCAAGCUGAAAAUCCAAACAGUGGCUGCUGGCAGGAGAGGUCCCAGGACUCCAGAACAAGAGAGCUGCACCCCAAUUCCCGUCCAGGAAGAUGAAUCACACGAAAACACUCUUUACAGAAACCAUUUUUGGGUUUCAGAACUUAACAAGGACUUGGUCUAUGAGCCGUUUGAGAAACCUGAGAAAGCUCUGUCCGCGGGCAAACUCCAUUCACCGAGGAGCCAAUACAAAACUGAACUGCACAAGUUAAUCAGCCCAAUUCAGUGCCUUAACCAUGUUUGGAAACGACGCUAUCAGAGGGACAGCGUUCCGCAGCCUGAAACUCUCCAUCCUUUUCCCUACAACAUCAUCCCCCCUCAUUUCGCACAUCUGGACAAUCCUCUCCAUGCCGUGAAACGCAACGUGCUGGAGUCGUACUUCCACGGCCAGGUCUAUCAAGACAGCGAGCAUCGCUUAUCUGGCCUAAACUCUGAGUAUAGUUUCCCCAAGUGUGUCAACCAGUCCAUAAAAAACAGUUUAGACAAGAUUUCUGUGGAAGAAUACUUGGUAGACGCCUUGAAGGGGAGCGUGAGUCUUGGUGAACCCCAAAAUUUAGCCAGCCUAGCCAAGACGUGGAGAGGAGGAGGCCUGGACCCGAAGGAACAGUUUCACGAAGCGGAUGGAAAUGAAGGCGUGCUGCUCACUGAGAAACUAAAGCCGGUGGAUUAUGAGUACCGAGAAGAGGUUCACUGGACCAAGUGCCACGGUUCGUUGGGCAUCGGCUCUUUUGGAGAAGUGUACAAAAUAGAGGACAAACAGACGGGGUUUCAAUGUGCUGCCAAAAAGGUACAAGUGGAACACUUCCGCGCAGAGGAGUUAACGACGUGUGCUGCAAUAACGAGCCCUAACGUCGUCCCCUUGUACGGGGCGGUGAAGGAGGGACCUUGGGUGACCAUCUUCAUGAAGCUGAUGGAGGGUGGCUCAUUAGGUCAGCUAAUUAAACAGAGCGGCUGCCUGCCGGAGGACAGGGCCCUCAGUUAUUUGGGCCAGGCUUUAGAGGGCUUGGAGUAUCUUCAUGCUCAAAACAUUCUCCAUGGAGAUGUAAAAGCGGAAAACGUGCUCUUGUCUGACGACGGCAGCAGAGCUCUCCUGUGUGACUUCGGUCACUCCGCUCACCUGCACCCCGACGGCCUGGGGAAGUGCUUGGUCACAGGGAACUACGUGCCGGGCACAGAGACUCACAUGGCUCCGGAGGUGGUGAUGGGAAAGCGCUGUGACUCCAAAGUGGACGUGUGGAGCAGCUGCUGCAUGAUGCUGCACAUGCUGAACGGGUGCCACCCUUGGACCCAGUACUACAACCACCCGCUCUGCCUGAAGAUCGCUAAAGAGCCACCUCCUCUGAGGGAAAUUCCACCUUCCUGCAACCCUCUCACUGCUGAGAUUAUUAAAAUGGGUCUGGAGAAAGAGCCUGUUCAGAGAGCAUCUGCGUCUGAGCUGAAAACUAAGACCAGCGUCGCACUUGAAGAAGUGGGAGGUGUGACAAGCCCCUGGAGAGGCGAAUACAGAGAGCCUCGCCAUUUAUCUCUGAACAAAGAGAACAACCCACAGACGUCCCUGUCCCCCACAGCGAGCCCAGUUUCUGAGAGUGCUUCUGACCCAAAGUUGCCAGGCAAAGUUUCUUGUGCGAGCCCCAUCCUGCCAGCGCCACCGUCUCCAGAGCAAAGGGAGGAGCUGGAGAGAACCCCUUGGAACCCGUGCAAGGAGUUCCCUGAGACCUGGGACCCUCCGCCUCUCUCCUCCACCCCUCUACCCCUCAAGAGCUGCAGCCAUGUGGAGAGAGCAACAACCAUUUCAGAACAAGAGCUUCAGCAGCUGGAAAUAGAACUGUUUUUGAACAGCCUUUCACAGCCUUACUCACUGGAAGAGCAAGAACAAAUGCUUUCAUGUCUCAGCAUCGACAGCCCGUUUGUGUCAGAUGCCAGUGAGAAGAACUCCAUGAAGGCUUCUCACAGCUUGAGGGACACGAUGAGCUCUGGGAUUCAUUCCUGGAACAGCCAGACAGACGGACAGAGCUUCAGUUGGAACAACCUGCUGAACCGCAGCCGCCACACAGACACUCCCAGCUAUUUCAACGGAGUGAAAAUCCAGAUCCAGUUGCUAAGUGGAGAAAAUUUACACAUCAGGGAUUUCCACAGGACGAAGGUGGGAGACAUUGCCACUGGGAUAAGCAGCCAGAUCCCGGUCCCCGCUUUCAGCCUGGUCACCAAGGAGGGCCAGCCGGUUCGCUACGACAUGGAGGUCCCCGACUCCGGCAUCGAGCUGCAGUGCACCCUCGCGCCCGACUGCAGCGUCAGCUGGACGUGGCGAGUCAAGCACGGGCAGCUGGAGAACAGGCCGUGAAGCCGUUCCUGUUUCGGAGGGGGUUUUUUUACCUUGUCGAAAGAAGGAAUUGCAAAAGCUUCCAACCACUCCUGCCGUGGAGCACCGAGCGCGGUCGCUGGUGUUUUGUGCUGAAGUAGGAUAGCGGUUCAGCAGCUCGCUGCUCCCGGGCCUCACUUCUCUUGUCUGUUCUGAUCCAGUUCUAAGACAUGUCCUGAGCUUAGAUGUUCUCCGGAACAGUGGGAAUUACUUGUUUUGGGUGUGAGUUUUAGGUUGAGCUUGAGAACGGCGGGCGGAAAUUCCUGCUUUUCAGAGGAAUGCGGUUGUGCUUUUCAGGAGCAGAGGGGAUGGGGUGAGAACUCCCGUGUGUCUCAGCCCCCGAGGUAAAUGUGGUCGUUGUUGGGCUUGUCCCAAGGAGGAGGUUGGUUAUUCUGAGUGCAGCUGCGGUUGUUUGUGCCGAGGGGAGCUGGCUGACUUCCUUCUAGCCGGAGGAAAAAGUUAACGUCUCUGUAGGCUUCGGGCAGCAUCAUCUCUACCUCAAGCCGUUUGCACAGGGAAAAUUGACAGCGGUAACUAGCUGGGUUCUUGGUUUCACCUCCCACCCUUCCGCGAAGACGCUUCCUUCUUGAAUCAGAAAAGAACUUGUGUUUCCAGAAAGAGCUUUGCUUGCAGCUCUCGUCUCCAGGUCCCCUCCGUGACCGAGGAGCUGGUCUCGCUCUGGCAUUGCCGUUGCAGGGAGGGCACAAGGAGGGGACCGUGUUGCUGGGGGUUUGUUUCCUCCAUUCUGUCACCACCGCUGACUCGGGACUUCACGGGGACCGUCCCGUCCAGGCAGCGUCCCCUGGGUGGGGAAGGGACGGCGAGCUCGGACAAACUCUUCACUCCCAGCUGUCAAUCCGGCCACUCGGUGCCCCGGUUCUGCGCGGUGCGUUGGCUCGGCCUGACUUCACCAGCACUUAGAGCGCGGCACAAGGCUUCGUGUGCUCCCCUUCUGUCAAAACGUGCUAAAGGAGUGGGCCGGGCAGCUGGGCCUCUAGUGCCUUAAGCUUUGAACUUGGGGUUUUUUUUACUGAUUUGUGAAUUGUUUGGGUGGAAUUCAGACAGGCAGGUGUUGCCAGCCCGUCUGCAACCCAGAACAGAACCAGAGGGAGGCGUGAGCGAUGGUGUUCUCAUUCAGAGCUGGGAAUCCCGGUCGCUUGCUGGGCUGUGGCUCUUCAGGGUGCUGGAUCUGCUGCACGUUCUGAGCUGGGACCAUCGACAUCCAGGCCAGGCAAGGGAACAGCUCCCAAAAAGCAAGGUAGGAUGUGCGCUGGUUCUGGGAGACACAACGGGGCAGGAAUAUGUGCAGUUUUCUCAAGUGAGCUUGGCUUAGCCGGAGAAAACGAUACUUUAGGCCUCGCUUUUUGAGGACCAACGCUCCCUUUGGUCUCCCUGAACAUCGGCUGGUUUUGAUGCACUAGGCAGCGAGAUGCCUAAUGAGAAAACUAAAGUUGGGAUGCAACAAAAAAGCAGAACUCUUGAAUAUUAAACCUGUCACCACUGUGGGUAUAGUUUUUAUAGCACUUUUUGUUCUAAAGCACUUAAUAUGUUGUCCAAAAUAGACACCUAAUUAUAGCUGAAAUGCCACGUUAAGAGUCUUUUUGGUAAACAAUUAACACGUUAUUCACAUCUCUGCCAGGAAGGAGUGGGGGGAAUGGGUAGGUUGGCUCGAUUUAGUUUCUUUCAGGUGCCGUAAACUACUGAGAAUCAUAGUCUUGGAGCAGGAGGGAUCCAAACAGCUCCCGAGCCCCGUUCAGUGCACCAAUCUGUCUCCCGCAGCCUGUUCCCCUUCCCAGGCUUCCUCGGAGGGGCGGGAGGAGAAAACCCUGUUGGUUGUUUCCUAGAAGAGCCUGUCGGUGCCGCGUCGGUGCCGCGCGGCUGCACGGUGUGUCAACCCAAGAGCCUGGUCCGCUCCCUUCCCCGCCGCCGCCUCUCGUGGCUUUCACCGCCGUCUGCGGAACGCUCCGGCGUGCGGUGGACGGGUUGGUACCGGGGCGGGACGCGGCAGAACCCCCUCGCUGUUUACAGCUUUACGCUUCACCUAUAGCAUUAACGCUCAUCUCGGGCCGCCUGCGGGAGCGGGGGAAAGGCAGAAAACCCUUGCGCGCCCGGAAUGCCUGUGGCGGGUAGGUGGAGGUGGCCGCGUUCUCCCGUUCUCUCACACCAGCAUUAGCCAGUUUUGUCCUGAACCUUCACUCCUAAUUUGCUGCCACCCCAAGUGAAAAAGGGAGGCCACAGAUUUCCACCUAAUCCGUAUUUUCUAUGCCAGCCGGACUCUGGUGUCAAUCCUGCCCGCACGGGAAAGGCGCUUUGGCACAUGCCGCAAACCACCGGUGCUUUCUUACUGUCCUGAUGUGGUUCUCCUCUCGGGGGCAUCACCAGGGUUUUCCUGUCUGUGCUACCGACCAGCUUUGGGGUCUCUUGGCUCUCUCCUGCUGCCAGGACAGAUUCCUCUUCAUUUGCCUGAUCAUUUUUGCACAAGAAGUCCAGUUUCCAGCUCAGGGCUGGCCAUGCAAUAACAGGAGAGAGAGCUGGGAAAGCUUUUUGUGAUCCACCUUAAAAUUUGGCUGGAAUGGUGUAUAAUAACGAGUCUUUAGGACAGAACCCCAGUUCGGGUUGGGGAGGAUGAACACAAAUGGCUUUUGUGUAGCUCCUUCCAAACUUCUGGCAAAAUCACGGUUGGCAAAGGAAUGUGAAGCUGAUAAUCAAUGUGGACGGGCAGUGCUGGCGGGGGAAGGCGAUGGAGUGACAAGCUCGUAUUGAACAAAUGACACUUUAUAAAGCUGUGAUUUCUUGAAAUUGAUGGUUUUGACCUGCAUUUUCACAGGGAAAAAAAGAAUAAAGCCGUAAAAAAACAGA